Colletotrichum godetiae is the source of this 1275-nucleotide messenger RNA. RefSeq lists its product as uncharacterized. The transcript has 2 exons. The coding region runs from base 1 to 1275 and encodes 424 amino acids. The record is from RefSeq and is a predicted model, not a curated record. Lineage: Eukaryota; Fungi; Ascomycota; Sordariomycetes; Glomerellales; Glomerellaceae.
AUGGCUGCCCAGCUAUUUACCAGCGACAAUGUCGCGGAACUCAUAAACCUUGGCAGCUGUGCCCUGGUCGACCUGAACUCCUUCGUGGGAAAUUGUUUCACCACCCACUCCAAGAUCGAGCCUAUAAAGUCGAAGCUGAGAGAGUUCCAAGCAGUCGUCAACCGCGCAAACACAUUCGCCAAGGGGGUCAUGACGAGCCCCGAAGUCAGAUCUAGCAUUGACAUCCACGCCGGCAUUUGCACCGAAAAUAUCACCAGACUGAAAUUAGACUUGGACCAGCACACGGCACAGAACUGCUGGGCCUCUGGAGCGAACACUCUGUUCAGGGAUGCAACACUCACGCAUGCGAAUCGUGUAACGGUGUCUCUCGCCGCGCUGGAUUUGAACUGCAAUAUUGCACUGAAGUCAUUCAAGCGCUGUAAUGUCAUUACGAGCGGAGACUCCCUCUCACUGCAAAUAUUCAAAUCGGAUCUUCUUGACAAAAUGUAUCCAUCAACUAUUUUUGCUCUCAUCAGCGCGGCCGAGACGCGUGCUCUGUCUUUCAAUCAGCACCCGCCUCCUGCGCCUCCGCCCCGUCCGCCUUACAAUGCACCAGCUCCAUCCCGGGUUACUACAAUGGCGGCCCCGGUUCGCCCGCCUUUCAAUCAGCCAGCUGCCCCGCAAGCUGCCCCGCAAGCUGUCGGAAUGGCUGGCCUGGCUCCUAGCCGGCGAGCUGCUCCGUCUUUCAAUCCGCUCCCGCCCCGUCCGCCUUACAAUAUACCAGCUCCAUCCCGGGGUGCUACAAUGGCGGCCCCGGUUCGCCCGCCUUUCAAUCAGCUAGCUGCCCCGCAAGCUGCCGGAAUGGCUGGUCCGGCUCCUAGACGGAGAGCUGCUUCCUACUCGGCCAGCAGGCCUGCUCAGCCUUUUACUCCGUCUCCUAAUCAUUUUGCUCCGCCUAGGCCCCCCGCGGGGGUACCUACACCUUCUGGCCAGCAAGCUACUCCGAACGGUGCCGGUAUGCUUGCUCCGUCUCGCAUAAACUCUCACGCAAGCGUGACACCUGCUCGACCCCCCGAGCAACGACCUGUUCCCCAAAACGUCGGGAUGUAUGGCAGUUUUGCUAGCUCCCGAAUCGUCCCUCAGAGUGCCGGACAGGGAAAUGGCCCUUUUCCACAGUCUGGUCAACAGCAAAUUAUUAUCCAAAACGCUCACACAGUUAAUCUCACUGGCCCAGGGAACGAGGUUUACACAACUGGAAGGGCACAAGACAAUGGAAACUCACGAACUAGGAGAUGA